AUGGCCAGCCUCCAGGAUAUCAUGAACGUCGAUGAGGACCAACUCGACUCCCAUACCAAUAAGAAGGACCAGCUCCCGGCUUCGUCAAGCAUAUAUCACCAACCCUAUCUGGCACCCAGUCCAACAUACAACUCGGGUUAUGCGACAGGCGGAGAACAACCAGACAGUCUAACGACAACGAAGAAACGCAGUCCAUCAUCACGGGCCACCAAAUCUUCUACCAGUCCGUCGUCUUCGUCCGGCCGGCCUACUACUACUCGUCGACGAAGCAACGUUAGUCCCGAAACCAUGGAUCCGUCAAGCUACGCACACGGUUAUGCCGGCCCAUCAUCUGGCGCAUAUGACCCUUCUGUUCCGCCCACGAGGCCAUUCAGUCACUCGCCGUCCGGAUCAGAAAUGCCCGUCAAACUGACUCCCAUCACCGGAAGGGUCAGUCGGGCAAAGAAGGGUAUGAAAGUCCAUACUUGCGAUAUCUGCCGUCCUCCUAAGACUUUUACUCGCGCGGAACACCUGAGGCGACACCAGCUCAGUCACGACACCCCACAGUACGCGUGCUCUGUGCCAGGAUGCGACAGGGCGUUUCAUCGCAAGGAUUUACUUGAGCGCCAUCAACAACGACACGAGCUGGAAGGAGACAGGGCAUCGAGAAGUGGAGGUGCAAGCCAGAGCCGACGAACGUCUGCCGGCUCUCUGGAAGGUGGUGUACGGGCCCUGGGACUUCAACCACCUGUGCUUGGAUACCCAACAAACACUUCAACUCCGAAUUCAAACCUUCCGAUGACGCCGAACAUUUCGAAUUCGGGCCCUUAUCAAUCAAUUAGUGCACCUGACGUGGGAAAGUCAUUGUCUCCUCAUAUGGGCAACGACUACCGCCCUUCAUCCGGUGGUCCUGGCUACGGCGGGGGUUACACCUUGUCUGGCCAGUCGCAGCAACCCAUCCUUCAGCAUUCGCCCAACCACGGCUAUGAUACCACCCCGACUUUCUCUACCGUCGACUACAGCAGCCAGCCUCGCACGACACCUGAGUUUCCCCCAUUAUACCUGCAGACUCACGGGCUCGGCAUUCAACUGCCUGCAUCGGACGGUCCGCCGGAGCUCUCUCAUACUCAGGACAACGCUGGAUGGCAGUCUUCCGCUUCCGACAGCACUUACUCUACACCUUCUGACAACUCGCGUCGCAAUGCGCUUUGGCCGACAGCAAGAGCCAAUACUGAAUGGCAAAGUAACCUUCUUCCGCCAUACAGAGACGCCAACCUCGAUGCCAUCGCGACAACAACUCCAAUGUUCUACCAGUUCUCGACUUCACCGCAAAUAAACGCCAACCAAGUAUUCCCGAUACUUGACGUAUCCAUGUCUGGCUUCUCAGAUGAGCACACGCUCCUCGACCCCCACCAACAAUCACGGUUUGCCAAUACUGUUCGUAGCCCGACCCCGCCGGUGACAUCGGCAUCGGCUCAAUCUUCUGAAACUCUAGUCACUCCGUCGACGGCACUACCAUCAGACCGGAUGAUGAACUCACUAGCUUGCUUGGGCCGCCAGAAAGAGGUGGCGUUGGGCCUCCUGGCGGCCCCAACCCUGAUGCAAGGCUCUCUGCCUCUGCCUCCUGCAAAUGUAUACAAAGCCAUCCCCAACUACCUUGAGGUCUACUGGGAAAAGGUUCACCACGUUUUUCCUAUCGUACAUCGAAGGACCUUCGAGGCCGCGGCGGAGCAGGUUGACGUGCUCCGCUGUGCCAUGGCUGCAGUGGCUACUCAGUAUAUGAGUGCCAAAGAGGAUCGCAUCAGGGGGAGUCAAUUGCAUGAGUAUGCUUGGCAACAAUCCAGGCGCGAUCUACAGUUCCUCCAAUGGGAUGUGCCUGUCAUGCAAUCGAUUUUGCUGUGUGAGUUCUUCGCCCGCUUCCGCGGUAGACGAGCGGCCAUUAGGCCAUCUAAAGAAUUCGAAUCGAUUUACUCUAGAGUAUCCGACAACUCGGUCAUCUUCGGCACGGUGCCCAUGACUGGUCCCAACACCGUCAGAUGGCACACUUGGCUCGACAUGGAGACCCGCCGCCGGCUCCUCGCUGCCUGCUUCGUGCUGGACAGCCACACCUCGGUCUACCUGGAGCAACAACGCGUCCGUGACUUCGAUAUUGCAGCCAGCGGCAUCCCCCCAAUUCCACUCACCGGCCCGACUAACGACCUCUGGGAAGCGGCAAGCGCGGACGCCUGGUCUGCCAUGGUCGCUUCCAAGGGUGAUACUUCUAACGAACAAUCCCUUUUGUCGCUCAUCAACCCAGAUACCCUAUCUUCAACAAGCAUCAACGCCCAUGUCCCCUUCGACCGGUCUAUCAUCCUGGCAUUCGAGUCACUUCUCCUGCCCACCCGAGACGAAACAGAGAAGGUGUCCCUCGAGGUGACAGAGCCCGAAACCUAUCGCAUGGCCAACAUCUUCCCCGAAUGCCCAGUCGCAAAUACCUAUCUUGCCCUCCACCACACUCCCCUCCAUGACCUUCUCGCGGUCUCUGGUGACUCCUGGAUCUUCAGCCAAAAGGUACUCCAGCCAAAGUCCUUUGCAGAGCACCAGAAGCGCCUCAGCAAAUGGUGCGAUUCCCGUGACGCUGCCGUUGCGGUUGUGUUUGCUUGCCGUGCCCUCCGCGCCUUCACGGAGCAUGGCAAUGCGGACGAAGAUUGCGACGAGGAUGAGGAGAUGGAUGUCUGGGAGAUGGGCCGCCCGAGGAUGUGGAAGGACGACAUCUCAGAUUACUGGGGCAUGUACGUUUGCGCGCUGAUCUGCUGGGCCUAUGGACAUCGGACCAACCGCAGUCAAGAAAACGGCUACAAUACAAGCAACGAAGCAGGCGACGAGAGUUCUGCGCUACGAUGGAUGCGCACUGUCGCUAGUAUGCGCGCCAAGGACGUCCUCAAGCUCCGGUCCAAGAAGGAUGCUAUCACCGUUGUGACGCUGGUUCGAAGAUGGCUUGACAUGGACUGCAUCGGCGGGCGCAGUCGACUCUACGUUGAUGCCGUUGGUGUUUUGAAGAAGCUAGAGGAGGGCGUGAACUGGAAAUGGUUCUAA
Molecule: messenger RNA, 3054 nt
Organism: Colletotrichum truncatum
Lineage: Eukaryota; Fungi; Ascomycota; Sordariomycetes; Glomerellales; Glomerellaceae
Product: C2H2 finger domain-containing protein
Biological process (GO): DNA-templated transcription; regulation of transcription by RNA polymerase II
Cellular component (GO): chromatin
Molecular function (GO): RNA polymerase II cis-regulatory region sequence-specific DNA binding; zinc ion binding; DNA-binding transcription factor activity, RNA polymerase II-specific
Source: RefSeq, a predicted model, not a curated record